Tripterygium wilfordii is the source of this 1683-nucleotide messenger RNA. RefSeq names its product 3'-N-debenzoyl-2'-deoxytaxol N-benzoyltransferase. Bases 173 to 1516 code for a protein of 447 amino acids. NCBI's taxonomy places the organism in Eukaryota, Viridiplantae, Streptophyta, Magnoliopsida, Celastrales, Celastraceae. The record is from RefSeq and is a predicted model, not a curated record. The transcript is spliced from 2 exons.
AACUUGAAAGUUACGGGCAUGGCAUGCUCCACGACUACAGCCUCACCACCACCACCUAACUCUGCAGCAUUAACCAUUCCCUCUCAACAACCAAUCCUCGCAACUACGGAUAAAGCUUCAUCAAAUCAACCAAGAAUGACAAGCUUCCCUGCAACGCCUCCGAUAACAAGAAAUGGAAGUCAAUGUCAAAGAAACCGCACUCGUUCUCCCCUCUACACCGCCCUUCAAUCGCGACCAUGUCCUCCCUCUUUCACACCUCGACAACGACCCGAACAUGAACGUAAUCUUCCGUUACCUUCGCGUUUACGUGAGUACAGACACCGUCACUACCAGUCACCCCUUCCACGUCAUCUCCGCUUCCCUCUCAUCCGCUCUUCUCCAUUACUUCCCUCUUGCGGCCACUCUUCGCCGCCGUGAUUUGGGCCGCCGACUGGAGCUAUUUUGCUCCGCCGGCCAAGCUGUCCCCCUAAUCAAUGCCAGUGCUAAUUGCACACUCGAAUCGGUUCACUACCUAGAUGAUCUGGACCCGCAUUUCGUUGAAAGGCUGGUCCCAAACCCGGAUCCGGUUGAGGCGAUGGUAAACCCAUGUAUUCUUCAAGUGACGGUGUUCAAGUGCGGAGGAUUUUGCCUUGGAGCGGCUAUACACCACGCCCUGUGUGAUGGGCUCGGGGCGACCCAGUUUUUCAAUGCGGUCGCAGAAUUGGCCCGCGGAGCAAGUAAGAUAUCAAUUGAGCCAAUUUGGGAUCGGGCAAGUUUACUAGGGCCAAGAGACCCGCCCCAGGUACAAGCUCCGGCACAGGAGUUCUUAAGUUUAGAGAAGGGGUUUGAACCCUACAAUCAGGACAUUGGUCCGGUCGUUAGUGAGUGUUUCAAUGUGAUGGAGGAGUAUCUGGACCGGUUCAAAAAAUUGCUGUUCGAGCAUUGUGGAUCAAGCUUCACCACUUUUGAGGCUCUAGGUGCAUUUAUAUGGAGGGCCAAGGUUAAAGCAUCAGGAUCUCCAGGUGAUGAGAAGGUGAAGUUUGCGUAUUCAAUGAACAUACGCAGAACCGUGAAGCCACCAUUACCGGUGGGUUAUUGGGGUAAUGGCUGUGUUGCAAUAUAUGUGCAACUUAGUGUGAAAGAACUACUAGAGCAACCCAUUUGGAGAACAGUCGAGCUAAUCAAGAAGAGCAAGAGUAAUGCAACCGAUGAAUACGUUCGCUCUUUUAUUGACUUCCAGGAGAUUCAUUAUGGUGAUGGAAUCACAGCAGGAAAAGGAGUGAGUGGAUUCACAGAUUGGAGACACUUGGGCCAUUCAAGUGUUGAUUUUGGAUGGGGAGGUCCUGUGACUGUAUUGCCACUCUCAAAGCACCUGCUUGGGAGUGUUGAACCUUGCUAUUUCUUGCCUUAUUCUUCUGCAAAUGCUGGCAAGAAGAAUGGGUUCAAGGUUUUGGUGAAUUUGAGAGAGACUGCCAUGCCUGCUUUUAAGAAAGAGAUGGAGAAGUUCAGUAACCAAGAGUUUGAUCACCUCUUAUAAUCUUUAAUGAGCCUGUUGUAGUUGGACAUUGCUGUGCUCGUAGAAAGUUUUCAAGUCUGCAUAAUCAUAAGAACAAAUAAAUAUGUUUGAACUUCUUAUCAUGUAUGUUGCCUGAAUUAAGGGAAAAUUACCAUCAACAUAUUAAUAAUAAGCUCUUCAAUUCUUCA